GUCUGGCAGCACCUACUACUGUUUUUGUUUUUCCUACUCACAUCAUUUUUACAAUUUUAUUCUGUCUUUCUUAAAUUUUCUUAUUUGUUGUGGAAUUUUCUUUCCCUAAUUAUUACAAAAAAUAUCUGAAUAAAUCGUAUCAUCAUAAUAUAAAUACUAAAUCUGCACUAGCAUUUCUACGUAAAAUGCUGAAAAGUAGUAAUUUAGAAAGUAUUAUUAAUGCCGUGGAAGCGGAAGGUCAGCAACCGAACAAUGCAACUGAUUUGCAACAAGUGCCCGUAACGCAGCAUAACAACAACAGCUUCAAUGCAGAUGAGGCUAUAACACAAGUGAAUAAAAACACCUUCACGCCGUCCAAUGGCAUUGGUAAAAAUAAUAACAAUGAGGAUUAUAAUACCGUUCGAACAACAAAAACAACUGAUGAAUUGCCCGAUUCAUUGGCUACCAAGCAGUUGGCCACAGGUCUCUUGCAAAUUUUUGAGCCACCUCUAGUAAAAGCGCGCGGACAAUUGAAGGAGCUCAUUGGUAAACAGAAUAAAAUUUACAUUGAUUUAUCGGCGGAAAAAUUCAAAUUGGAUAACGCUGAGACGGCGAAGCUGCACGAAAUGAUGAACAAUGUGAAAAUUUAUCGGGAAAAGUUGGUUAAGAUUAAAAAGCAAAUGCAAAGCAUUUAUCAGCGCAGUAAAGUGCUGAAGAAACGCGCAAUUCAUGUGCAGGCCUGCAAACAUAAAGAGCUACAACGCAAAUUACAGAAACAACAACAAGAGGAGGCUUUAAUCGCGAAACAGCAACAAACGCAAGCGGCGGAGUGAAGUCGCCAACAAUAGUAGUCAACGUGUUACGAAAGCCUUCAGGGAAUUUUCGUAUGUAAACUUGUGUUAGAAAAAUAUAUACAUAUAUAUCAAAGACUUGCAUAUUAUUUUAGUUAAAAAGUAAAAUUUUAUAUAUUUUAUAUUAAAUAUACAUGAAUACAAAUAUUUGAAAGAAAAAUAAUGCCCAUAAGCGCCAUGCCUUAUAUCGUAUAAAAUUUAUGCUUAAGCUAUAAAUAAUGCAUGUUUAAAAAGACUAUAAUGCUAACAAAUUUCAUUUUAUUUUCUAUUUUUUUAAGUUUUUGUGCCCAGUAAAAAAUGUGUGCACAAAAUUCAAAUGCUUUGGUUUUCCAGCAACGAAUGACGGUAGUAAAAAUUAUCUCACAAAAUUGUUUACCAAUUGAAUAUAACUAAAUAAUUAUAGCAAAUAUUAAAUAUUACAGA
Messenger RNA from Bactrocera dorsalis (oriental fruit fly), 1253 nucleotides. It is a transcript of the gene Pldn, whose product is annotated as biogenesis of lysosome-related organelles complex 1 subunit 6. The coding region runs from base 186 to 812 and encodes 208 amino acids. Gene Ontology annotation, cellular component: BLOC-1 complex; transport vesicle; extrinsic component of membrane. The record is from RefSeq and is a predicted model, not a curated record. The transcript has 5 exons. NCBI's taxonomy places the organism in Eukaryota, Metazoa, Arthropoda, Insecta, Diptera, Tephritidae. Gene Ontology annotation, biological process: intracellular transport.